Messenger RNA from Lepus europaeus (European hare), 3163 nucleotides. RefSeq names its product zinc finger protein 574 (gene ZNF574). The record is from RefSeq and is a predicted model, not a curated record. Gene Ontology annotation, biological process: regulation of transcription by RNA polymerase II. NCBI's taxonomy places the organism in Eukaryota, Metazoa, Chordata, Mammalia, Lagomorpha, Leporidae. Gene Ontology annotation, molecular function: RNA polymerase II cis-regulatory region sequence-specific DNA binding; DNA-binding transcription factor activity, RNA polymerase II-specific.
UGGGUGUGAAGGGAGCUGAGAAUGGGGGGAGUGUGGCUGGGAGAAGCGGGCAGCCAGGGCCUGUGAGGGCGAGCUGGUAAAGAGAGGAGUCCGUGGAAGGAGGUCCAAGUGGAGGGGAGACAGGCUGCUGUGUGAUGGGCAGGGCCUUGGACCUUCUGGGAGGCGCAGGAGAUGAGGGGACUGCACAGGUGACAAGGAUCUGGUGGGUGGAGUUUGAUGCACUUUGAUGCAAAGCCCAGGGCCUUGCUGCCGCCAUGACGGAGGAGUCGGAGGAGACGGUCCUGUACAUUGAGCACCGCUAUGUCUGCUCUGAGUGCAACCAGCUCUACGGAUCCCUGGAGGAGGUGCUCGUGCACCAGAACUCGCAUGUGCCCCAGCAGCACUUUGAGCUGGUGGGCGUCGCCGACCCUGGAGUCACCGUGGCCACAGAGGCAGCUUCGGGCACAGGCUUGUAUCAGACCCUGGUGCAGGAGAGCCAGUACCAAUGCCUGGAGUGUGGGCAGCUGCUGAUGUCACCCAGCCAGCUCCUGGAGCACCAGGAGCUGCACCUGAAGAUGAUGGCCCCCCAGGAGGCGGUGCCAGCCGAGCCGCCGCCCAAAGCACCCACCUUGAGCUCCAGCACCAUCCAUUAUGAGUGUGUGGAUUGCAAGGCCCUCUUUGCCAGCCAGGAGCUCUGGCUGAGCCACCGGCAGACACAUCUCCGGGCCACGCCCACCAAAGCUCCCGCGCCAGUUGUCCUGGGAUCCCCUGUUGUCCUAGGCCCUCCCGUGGGCCAGGCCCGCGUGGCUGUGGAGCAUUCGUACCGAAAGGCCGAAGAGGGUGGGGAAGGUGCAGCAGUGCCGUCCGCGGCUGCCACCAGCACGGAGGUGGUGACGGAGGUGGAGCUGCUGCUCUACAAGUGCUCCGAGUGCUCCCAGCUCUUCCAGCUGCCAGCCGACUUCCUGGAGCACCAGGCCACCCACUUCCCUGCGUCUGCGCCAGCGUCCGAGGAGCCCGCCUUGCAGCAGGAGGCCCUGGCCCCAUCCCCUGCAGAGGUGCCUGUGUCUCAGCCAGAGCCCCUGCCGGCCUCAGACCACAGUUACGAGCUGCGCAAUGGUGAAGCCGUGGGGCGCGAUCGCCGUGGGCGUAGGGCCCGGAGGAACAACAGCGGAGAGGCGAGCGGGGCAGCCUCCCAGGAGCUCCUCUGCUCUGCCUGUGACCAGCUCUUCCUCUCCCCCCACCAGUUACAGCAGCACCUGCGCAGCCACAGGGAGGGCGUCUUCAAGUGCCCCCUCUGCAGUCGUGUCUUCCCCAGCCCUUCCAACCUGGACCAGCACCUUGGAGACCACAGCAGCGAGUCCCACUUCCUGUGUGUAGACUGUGGCCUGGCCUUUGGCACAGAGGCCCUCCUCCUGGCCCAUCGGCGGGCCCACACCCCAAAUCCUUUGCAUUCGUGUCCAUGUGGGAAAACCUUUGUCAACCUCACCAAGUUCCUUUAUCACCGGCGUACCCACGGGGCCGGGGGUGUCCCUCUGCCCACGACGCCGGUCCCACCAGAGGAGCCUGUCAUCAGUUUCCCCGAGCCAGCCCCAGCAGAGACUGGAGAGUCGGAGGCCCCGGAGCCCCCUGUGUCUGAGGAGAGCUCAGCAGAGCCCACUGCCCCAGGCACCUACCGCUGCCUCCUGUGCAGCCGUGAGUUCGGCAAGGCAUUGCAGCUGACCCGGCACCAGCGUUUUGUGCACCGGCUAGAGCGGCGCCAUAAAUGCAGCAUUUGUGGCAAGAUGUUCAAGAAGAAGUCUCACGUGCGUAACCACCUGCGCACGCACACAGGGGAGCGGCCCUUCCCCUGCCCUGACUGCUCCAAGCCCUUCAACUCGCCUGCCAACCUGGCUCGCCACCGGCUCACGCACACGGGAGAGCGCCCCUACCGCUGCGGGGACUGUGGCAAGGCGUUCACGCAGAGCUCCACGCUGAGGCAGCAUCGCCUGGUGCACGCCCAGCACUUCCCCUACCGCUGCCAGGAGUGCGGGGUGCGCUUCCACCGCCCCUACCGCCUGCUGAUGCACCGCUACCACCACACAGGCGAGUACCCCUACAAGUGCCGGGAGUGCCCCCGUUCCUUCCUGCUGCGCCGGCUGCUGGAGGUGCACCAGCUCGUGGCCCACGCUGGGCGCCAGCCCCACCGCUGCGCUUCCUGUGGGGCUGCCUUCCCGUCUUCCCUGCGGCUCCGUGAGCAUCGCUGUGCUGCCGCCGCCGCCCAGGCCCCACGGCGCUUUGAGUGCGGCACCUGUGGCAAGAAAGUGGGCUCAGCGGCUCGGCUGCAGGCACACGAGGCAGCCCAUGCGGCCGCUGGGCCUGGAGAGGUCCUGGCUAAGGAGCCCCCGGCCCCUCGGGCCCCACGGGCCUCUCGUACACCACUUACAGCCUCGCCAGCGGCCCUUGCAGGCGCUGCCCCCGCGGCCCCCACGGCCCCAGCCCCUGCCCGACGCCGGGGGCUGGAAUGCAGUGAGUGCAAGAAGCUGUUCAGCACAGAGACCUCCCUGCAGGUCCACCGGCGCAUCCACACUGGCGAGCGGCCGUACCCGUGUCCAGACUGUGGCAAGGCUUUCCGCCAGAGCACCCACCUGAAAGACCACCGGCGCCUGCACACAGGCGAGCGGCCCUUUGCCUGCGAGGUGUGUGGCAAGGCCUUCGCCAUCUCCAUGCGCCUCGCGGAGCAUCGCCGCAUCCACACAGGUGAGCGGCCUUACUCCUGCCCUGACUGUGGCAAGAGCUACCGCUCCUUCUCCAACCUCUGGAAGCACCGCAAGACCCACCAGCAGCAGCACCAGGCCGCCGUGCGGCAGCAGCUGGCAGAGGCAGAGGCCGCCGUUGGCCUGGCUGUGAUGGAGACGGCGGUGGAGGCCCUGCCCCUGGUGGAGGCCAUCGAGAUCUACCCUCUGGCGGAGGCCGAGGGUGUGCAGAUCAGUGGGUGACUUGCCGAAGGCCCUCCAAUGCCCCGACCUCCUACAUACUGUGCCCCAGCCCUCUCCCCUCCCUGCUGCCAUGUACGUUCUGUCACUGAAUUUAUUUUCUCCUCUUGGGGGUGCUCUGGGGUUCUUGAUAUGCGUAAAGGUGCCCCCCACACCUACUAGCACUGGUGGGUGACUCCAGAGUGAAAUAGUCUAAUAAAGACCGAGUUGAA